Tripterygium wilfordii is the source of this 1846-nucleotide messenger RNA. Its product is annotated as coiled-coil domain-containing protein 22. Lineage: Eukaryota; Viridiplantae; Streptophyta; Magnoliopsida; Celastrales; Celastraceae. The record is from RefSeq and is a predicted model, not a curated record. Gene Ontology annotation, biological process: positive regulation of ubiquitin-dependent protein catabolic process. The coding region runs from base 68 to 1594 and encodes 508 amino acids. The transcript has 6 exons. Gene Ontology annotation, molecular function: cullin family protein binding.
UCAACGAUCGCUCUGAAACAAAAUUAACAGAAGCCGUACACACACACUUCGAUACUUGCGAGCAGAGAUGGAAGAGUCUCAGGAGAUUUUGUUGAACUCGCUCGAGAACGCCGGCGUUUUGGUCCCCGAUGACGUCGCUUCGAUCCGUGACUUGUCGCCGAUGGCCUUGGCGUCGAUCUGCGCUCAGUGUCUGAAUAUAAUCCAACCUCGAACGGCGACGUUUCCAACCACUCUUCCUGAUUCAAUGGUGGACAAGUUCAAGGUCUGCACGGACAUGGCAUUAGCAGUAAAAAAGCUCGGCUUUUCUGGAGAUAUGAGCUAUUACAAGUUCCUAUAUCCAACUGAAGAGGACUUGUACAAAUUGGUAAGAUUCUUGGUGGAAAGGCUUCCCAAGUUAUCUGAAGGUGUUGAGAUUGUCAAACCAAAGGAGAAUAAAUUGAAGAGUGCCUCGGAGGAUUUAAUAGUGGAGGCUGAUAUUGAAAAUCAUCUUGAAAUUGGAGCAAGAUUAGAAGACCUUAGAUUGAAUACUGAAGGGCAACCAUCAACAAAUUUCAAGGCCAAAGUUUCCUCUCUCAGUGGGUCUUAUGAGGAUCCUUUGGCUGUUAACAGUAUAGUGGAUUCUGGAACUCAAGGUUCAGGUAGAGGUAAUGAUUCAACUGAAGACCCUCCAGAGUCAGGACAAGGUGCAUUUGGUGUUGAAGGAACUGUGGUGGAAAAUAAAUUGCAAGUAAUUUCUCUUCAACAACAGGCUUCGGAGAUAAUAGAAGAGACUGAAAUGUUACAGAAUCAAGGAAAGGAUCUCACGGAGGAGCUGACGGCUAAAACUUCAGAACUACAGCAUCUAGAUGAAGAGUUAAAACUGUUGAGGGAAGCAGCUGAAAUGGGAUUUGAUGACCAAUAUCCUAUUGACCACUACUUUGAGCAGCUCAAUAAGCAAAUAGAUGCGAAGAAGCAAAACAUUACUGAAAUGGAGUUGCAAUGGGAAGCAAUUAAAAAGCCCUUGGCAGAGAAAAAGAAAAGUCUUCUGGAGUCCUUGUGUGUGAACAAUCCAGAAGCACUGGAAAUAUUCCAUAAGUUGAGUGAAGUCGAGCUGGAAAAGCAGUCCGUUUUAUCUGAAGUUAAAAAGAGGGAAGAAGAACACGCCAAACUUUCUUCAGACCUUAAGAAGCAGCCCAAGCAAGCAUCCAGAGGAUCGUAUAUUCAGAGGAUAAAAGAGAUCACCAAGAACAGUCGGAAGCAGGAUGCUGACAUAGAGAGGAUCUUGAUAGAAACUCGGAAGCUUCAGUUAGAGAGUAAUUCUAUCCAAGAAAGCCUUCAUCGAACAUUUGCAUUUGUCGAUGAGUUAGUGUUCAGGGAGGCAAAGAAAGACCCAGUUGGCCGACAGGCUUACAAGCUCCUCACAAGCAUACACGAUACCUUUGAACAGAUCUCCGACAAAAUCCUCGCCACUGAUAGAAUAAGAAGGGAAGUUGCUGAACAUGAAAAAAAACUAUCUACCAUGACAUCCCAAAGCUUGCAUAUGCACAAACUACAAGCUGAUAUUGAUGCCAUUGUAAAGGAAAAUGAGUAUCUUGAGCAACGCAUUCGAGAUUAAUGACCCUCCUUCAGAAUCCGUUAUUACAUCAUUUCUGCAGUUUGCUUGAUUUAUCACAACAAACUUCCCUGGUUAACACUUAACAGUGUAUUAUACAUUCUGUUUCUCGACUCGUUACCGGAGACUCCUUUCGAGUAAUUUUUAUCUGUUCUCAUACACAGAUUCAUGUGACAGUUUUCAUCACAACAAAUUUCCAUACCAGGCUUGUUUAUUGAAUUGUCCUAUUAUAUGAUACAAAUACAAUUCCAGUCA